CCCUCUAACUCGCGCGCACACACAGGCCCCAGUUGUAUAAACAGCGGUCUGGUGGCGUCACACACACACACACACACACACACACACACACACAACCUGUUGCUCACAUGCUUCAGCAUCUCCACAUCGCGCCAGCUGAGCCGACAGAGUCACAGAUUGUCCCCCCGGGAGGAGGGAGGUGAAGCGGCCGCGGUGAGAUGGGAGCCGCGCGUGUGUGGUUACCGGUGGUGCUGCUGUGGGUGAGCAGCCCGGCGGCAGCGGGACACACACUCAACGACUCCUCUCCUCUGGGAGACGGGACUUUUUCCUACACGGGGCAUUUACUGAACGUGUCGGGGCGGCUGGAUAACCGGACCUCCAGGUUCUUCCUCCUGGACUUUGACGAGGGGAUGCUGGAGGACUGGCGCUCUCUGGCCAAUAAGAAGCGCCGCGGCGGGGAGUCCGAGGACGGGAGCGUGAAGGCGCUGCUGGUGGCCGCGUACUCCCUGAUCAUCGUGGUGUCUCUGUUCGGAAACACUCUGGUGUGCCAUGUGGUGGUGAAGAACAAGCGCACCCAGUCCGCCACCAGCCUGUUCAUCAUGAACCUGGCUGUGGCUGACAUCUUCAUCACUGUGCUCAACACGCCCUUCACCCUGGUCCGCUUUGUGAACAGCACCUGGGUGUUCGGGAGGACGAUGUGUCACAUCAGUCGCUUCGUUCAAUACUGCUCCCUGCACGUCUCCACUCUCACCCUCACCGCCAUCGCGCUGGACCGCCGACAGGUGAUUUUACAUCCUUUGAGACCUCGCAUGUCGCCGGCACAAGGUGGUGUUUGGGUCACGGCUAUCUGGAUAAUGGCGAGUUGCUUCUCCCUCCCACAUGCAAUCUACCAGAAGCUCCUGACACUGACAUACAGUAAGGAAAAGGAGCGCAGCCUGUGUGUCCCAGACUUCCCGGAGCCCUCAGAUGUCUACUGGCAGUAUUUUGACCUCCUGACUUUCAUAUUACUUUACAUGCUGCCACUCCUCAUCAUCACUGCCUCCUACACCACAGUGGCCUGCCGGCUGUGGCGUCACAAUGCCAUCGGCGACACCACAACAGCUCAGCAUGCAGCCCAGAGAAGGAAGCGGCGGCGUACAUUGGCCAUGUUGCUCCUGGUGGUUGGGGUCUUCACUGUCUGCUGGUUCCCGCUCAACUGCUACGUGGUGCUGCUGUCCAGCCAGGCCAUCCACUCCUCCAACGCCCUUUACUUCUGCUUUCACUGGCUGGCUAUGAGCUCCACCUGCUACAACCCUUUUAUCUACUGCUGUCUAAACCCCACCUUCCGCCAGGAGCUGAGGCUCCUCUUUGAUAUGUGCCAGAGGAAACGGAGGCCAGCGGUGGGGUUGGAGCCGGAGCUCCGUCCCGUGGCAGCCUGCGCUCCUCGUCACAGAGUCGCCUGGCCCGACAACCGCGAGUCCUCGAGGCCGAGGCACCCUUUGUCUAACCCGGGUCGCGGCUCAUCACAGCAGAGUAAUUCCUCUUCCGGUCAGUCCCGCAGCCUAAAAGACACACAUGUGCUCUUCACAGCCAGGCAGGUACUCACAGGAAGAACUGACAUCCUCUCAGUGGAGCCCAUUGUUGCUGUGAGCUGACUCAGAUGCCGCAAGGUGAUGGGAUUUUUUUGGACUUGAGAUUCUUAAUCCCAUAUCAGGAUUUUCCUCAUGUUCUGAAGAUAACCAGAGAUCUGAAAAGCUCAUAUAUGACUGGGCUCUACGCAGGUAUUUAAAUGCAGCAGAGCGAGAGAUGGGUUUUAUGAUGACUUGAAACUGAAGAAAUGGUCACAGAGUUAUUUCCCUGGACACUUGUUGUCACGCUCAUUUUUUGGGUGCAUUGUUUUUUGUCAAGAAUUGAGGCUUAAGUCCUUUAAAAAAUGACAAAACAAUCUCAUCCCAAGGUCCGUUUGGCAGCUGUUCUGGAGCUUUCGAUCGUAUCACACGAUCUUCCUCAGCAGGUGCAGUUUGUAAUAUUAUAUAUAUAUUUUUGAAAUAUUCAUUUGUCAUCUGGGAACUUAACCUUCUUUUACCUCCAUGUUGGCCUGAGAGGUGGGAUGAAAAGUAAAUUCCUGAUCUUGGAAACAGCAGUUGGCGAAAUAAUCUCAACACAAAGUCAAUUUAGUGGAUGAUCUGGCUUUGAAAAUAUGACACAUAAAGAACAGUGUGCUUAUGUAAUGGAUGGAUUAGAAAAUUGAUGCAAGCUUUGCUCAUUCAUCAUGUUACAUAAGACAAACUUUAUCAAUAUUUAAAAGACUCCUCACAUGAUGUAAAUCUCCUGAGUAACUGUGAAGUCCAUGUUUUCUUUCAGUAGCCUUCAGACACCUUCAUGAAUGGCAACAUGAGGAAAGUUUCUCAGUCCUGACAGGAUCUCACCAUAAAGAGUUUGACUUUGGUUUACCAUUCUGCACACGAGCACAGAGUCUCAGUGGGUAAAUGAAAAUGCUGGGAAUGAAAUCUUGUUCAAAUCAGUCUACAUGUUGCUUUAAACCCAUCCUGCUGCACAGGCGUUGGUUCUCUUUAUCCUCAGUUCACACACAGCCACAGGAUUCAUAUAAUACAUUUCACGAUAUUACUCGCUGCCAUAGACUGUAUACAAGAGCAGAUAUUUCAGUUCACUGUUGGAGGGACAAUAGACAGAAACGUUUCUCAAGAACUCCUGAAACACAGAUGACUGCAAUUAUUAUUAUAAUACUACAACAAUUUGUGGCCGCGCUGAUGCACAAAAUUCAACCGUGAUGGACCUGACAAAAUACAGCCGGAUUGUAACUGUGAGUAAGUUUUACGAAGAAGUCAAUAAAAAUGUUGUACAGUUUGUUUUAAGUGAUGUGGUCAUCGACGGUGGUCAGCCACCACCAACACACUCCCAGAGACUGGGAUUGUUUAUUUAGAAUGUAGAAGUCAUAUAUGUUUACAAUAAUUUGAGGCUAUUGAGGGGGAAUAUUCAGUUAUUUUCCUGGGAUUGUACAGUGUAUGAUUGUAUAGUCUUUUAGUUGCUUAAAGCAGCAUUAUGUAACUUUAUCUUAACCUUAAGCUUCAAAGUCAUUGAUGGUACAGUGUCUUGUGAUAAGGUGAUCGUGUCAAGUAGUCAACAUUUUACACUGAUAUGACUUAAAAGAGUUGUGUUUGUAGUCAGCAACGACAGUACGUCUGACGAAUUUUUACAGAUGUGAUAUUUGUUUUAAAUACAAUUUCUACAUUAUGUUGUUUUAAAUGCUACUUUACAUUGUGUGGUUUUGGGAUGCAUACGAUAAAUGUUGAACAUUGUGGACGCUGGCGCAUGUACACAAACUACAGUUCCAUUCCAGCAAUUAUCCAGAGAUGGACAUAAAAAGGCCCUUGACCAUGACCAUCCUAUAAAAAACACAUUUUUAACAUUGUUAUCAUGUUGCCGAAAUGGUGUUUAUUAUAUUACACAAGACAAAAUGAGCAAAACAACCAGUCAAUACCAUUACUGGGUAUUUCAGCUUGAGAACUUCAGUGUACAAAAAAAAAAUAAACAUACACACAAAAGGCAAACAGAUUCAGACAGCCAGGGCUUCAUAUGUCAGGUGUAAGAGGGUUAUAGUGAAGAACAGAGAUGAGCAUUCAGGGAUUAAAUUAUUGCCAGGACUUUAAAACAAGUUGCACCUCUAAUUGCUGUGUAGACUACAAAAUAACAGUCAAGGACACAAAGGACAAACAGCCAAGACAAAAAAGGUUUUGUCACUCACUUUAUAUUUCAUGUCCAUCUCGUCAUCUCACCUGCAGCCACCUCUAAAAACGUUAGUGUUUGCAUGAGGUACACAGAUUCUCACCGCAUGUUCCUCCAUUGUUUGUCCGGCCCCGGCAGUCAUCGCACACUGCAACAAUUACAGACCUUAUUCGUCUUUGCACCUUCAUAUAGAGUGCAUACGGAACGUUCACUGACUCUCUGCCAAUGAAAGGAAGCAAGCUACAUGAAUGAAAAUAUGCACAAGGUAGGCAACAAUACCUGCUGGAUCAUCUUAUGAAGAUCCUUUUACUGCUCCACACUAAUGCGGAAAAAAUGAAGUGGGAGAAUUUGAAGAAUAAAAAAAGAAAGUUCAUGGUCUGUUUCUAUGGCACCAUGAAGCCUGCACUGUUUGGACAACCACACAUGCCCUGUAGAUGGUUUGCAGAACAUGUGGGGUGGAAUCAGAACGGUGUUAUACACAUUGUUUGAAAGCCAUUUUAAACUUUUGUAUUAACACCAUGUCAAACAUCAGAUAGAGACUAUGUUACAUAACAGACUUUCGGCUCACGACAGUCACAGACAAAUGUAAGAGUUUUAUAUUUUCUUUGCUUUGAAGGGCACUGUAUGACAAUACUGGGAUCCAGCAGUGUUAAAUACAAUGUAAUAGGAGACCUCACUGAGAGUGAGAGUGGCAGUGAGUGAACGUGAAAAUAUAGGCCCACUGUCGCGGGUGUUCAGUAUUUCUUUUGAAAGAAAUCCUCUGUAUGUCUAUUAUGUAAAAUUAAGACAGUGAAAAUCCAGGAAUGUUUCUCAAUUUCUCAGUUGCAUUAUUUAAUUGCCAAGAUAGACUCUUGAUACACUCUCAUCUUAUAGAUGCAGUUUCAUCUUCCAGAGGUAAUCAGUCAGGAAUUUGUGUAAAUAAUAAUAAUACAUUUUAUUUAUAGGCGCCUUUCAAAGUGCUCAAGGACACCAGAUAGGAGCAAGGAAAAAAAAAACAAGCAAACAGCCACAUAUCACACACUCAGACAGGACAAUGGAAAACUAUAAUAACUAACACAAUAAGUCAAGAUAAGCAGCUGAAGGCUCUUAGACCCCAUUGUAGUCAAGUGGGCAGAUGGUGAAGUGAUGUAACCCUGUAUGUGUGUUUUUCUGUGCCUGUCUGUCUUUAAACAUUUGUUGGUUGUAAUAUUUGUGCAUGUCAAAAUAUAUAUUGUCAAAGUAUGUUCAACUAAAACAACUGAUCUUGGCAAUCUUACCAUCAAAACAAAUGAAGAACGGACAUGCAAUGUGAUUCCAUCAUGGGAUUGCAUGAGACAUUCUGCUCCUGAUGGUAAAAGGAGGGCUAGAAAACAUUUCUCCAGUCUUCACACACCUUUGAAAAUUACCGCACCUCCAUCAGAAUGCUGUUUGUUGAUUCCAGCCCAGCAUUCAGUACGAUCUCCCCCAUGAAACUGAACUGAAAAAAAGCAACACCCUGGGCUGGAGGAGCACACUCUGCAAAUGGAAAGUAAGCAGACAUAUCAGAUUAGCAGUCGUACCUCCUCCAUACUGCUGAACACUGCAGUCCCCCAGGCCCCCCUCCUGUUCUUACAGCAAACCCAAGACUGGUCAGAAAAAGCCUCACAGCCUUUGCAAAAUUAAAGUGGUGAGAGUUCAUACCGGGAGGAAAUAGUUUAAAUAUUUAUUAUGUUGAACACUCUGGGUCAAGUAAAUAUAACUCAGCUGAAUGUUUAAUUGUCAGUGUAUCUUGUUUUGUCCACACACAGCAUAAUGGCUUCGAGAGGGCUGCUGCUGAAAGAUGUACCCAAACACUCACAGGCUACAGGUGACCUAUUAGACUGACAGGUAGCAGCAGCAGGUGGUGUUAUUUUCUGUCUGGUGGGAGAGAGAGAUCUCUGAUUUGAUGGAUCGAAGCAGCCCAGUUUUGGCGCGCCAGAGGGACCUUUCUCAACCCAGAAAUCCAGAACAACACGGAUGAGUGGGUUUUUGAUAUUGGCCACAUUGUUUUUAAAGUUAUGAGGUUGAAGAAAGCAGUAACAAAGCUACUGUAACUCUUUUUUUCUUUGUUAUUAUUACCAAUGGAUCACAUACUUUACUUCUCUCUCACUGCGCUUACCAGACAGAGCAGGCAGCUAUUAUCACAGAGAAGCCUCUGACAAAUCCACUGUAUAUUAUCUGCUCAGCACCAAACCGCAGAUGUGAUGCUGCCGACUAGCUGGAGAAUUUAGCAGCUGAAAAACACAAACACAGAGCCAAACAUGGUGAGAGGCAACAUCAGUGGUGUUUCAGCACACGUAGAAACUGACACAUUAGACAGUGUUUUUUACUGUCUUUGCAUUUCACACUGUUAUGUUAUGUAAUGCUGUUUGUGUUAUGUUUUUAUCUCUUCCUGUGCUUUGCUUAAAUUCCUGUGUUUUAGGUAAUCUCUUCGUAAAGUACUUUGCUCAAUGUUUGCCGUUUUCAAAUGUGCUCUAGAAAAUCUUGUUAAUUUCCACAUCAAAAAUGAACAUUUUCACAUUUCAUUCAUUUGUGGGGAAAAAAAAGCCAUGCGCUUGUAAAUCUGUUCACAUGUGACAUUAUUUUCUUUUUGAUGUGUUAAAAGUUCAAAUGUGAUAAUUUGGAAGUAAUUUGUAAAGCGGCAAAUUUCACCUGACAUCAUGUGUCAUGUUAAUUCACAUGUGAAAAAAAGGUCAAUAAAGGCUGCUGUUUGUUUCCUGCUGCUGACCAACAGUCAGCAUUGUUUCUUAAGCCUGACUACAGUUAUUCUGUAACCUGAACAAUGUGUUUAUAUGUUAUAUUGUAUAAUUUUAAACAUAAAAUAAAACUUACCUUUAACUU
Molecule: messenger RNA, 6543 nt
Organism: Acanthopagrus latus (yellowfin seabream)
Lineage: Eukaryota; Metazoa; Chordata; Actinopteri; Spariformes; Sparidae
Gene: gpr83
Product: G protein-coupled receptor 83
Exons: 4
Coding region: 198-1613 (471 amino acids)
Biological process (GO): neuropeptide signaling pathway
Cellular component (GO): membrane
Molecular function (GO): neuropeptide Y receptor activity
Source: RefSeq, a predicted model, not a curated record